UGCACAGGCUGCGACACGCCCUGGCCGGCGAGGGCCCCGGGGAGGCGGCGAGCGGCCCCGAGGCCGAGCAGUUCCCGGAGAGCUCCGAGCUGGAGGACGACGACGCCGAGGGCCUGUCGUCCCGCCUGAGCGGCACCCUUAGCUUCACCAGCGCGGACGACGAGGACGACGAGGACGAGGAGGACGCCGAGGCGGCCGGCCCGGACCCGCUGGCCCCUGCGGACGGGGCGUCGGGAGAAGACGCAGAACGGAACCCCUCACCUGACGGGCAGCGGAGCAGUCAGCUCCUGGCCCGGCAAUUGCAGGAUUUCUGGAAGAAGUCCCGGAACACCCUGGUACCCCAGCGGCUGCUCUUCGAGGUAACCAGUGCCAACGUGGUCAAGGACCCCCCCUCCAAGUACGUGCUCUACACCCUCGCCGUGAUGGGGCCAGGGCAACCAGAUCGCCAGCCAGCCCAGAUCUCUCGCCGCUACUCAGACUUUGAGCGGUUGCACCGAAACCUGCAGCGGCAGUUCCGGGGCCCCAUGGCUGCCAUCUCCUUUCCCCGUAAGCGCCUGCGCCGGAAUUUCACUGCAGAGACCAUUGCCCGCCGCAGCCGGGCCUUCGAGCAGUUUUUGAGCCACCUGCAGGCAGUCCCUGAGCUGCGCCAGGCCCCAGACCUGCAGGACUUCUUCCUGCUGCCGGAGCUGAGGAGGGCACAGAGCCUCACCUGCACUGGCCUCUAUCGUGAGGCUCUGGCGCUCUGGGCCAAUGCCUGGCAGCUGCAGGCCCAGCUGGGCACCCCCUUGGGACCAGAUCGCCCUCUGCUGACCCUGGCUGGGCUGGCUGUGUGCCACCAGGAGCUGGAGGACCCUGGGGAGGCUCGGGCAUGCUGUGAGAGGGCCCUUCAGCUGCUGGGGGACAAGAGCCCCCACCCUUUGUUGGCACCCUUUCUGGAGGCCCAUGUCCGGCUCUCCUGGCGCCUGGGUCUGGACAAACGCCAAUCAGAGGCACGGCUCCAGGCCUUGCAGGAGGCAGGCCUGACCCCCACACCACCCCCCAGUCUCAAAGAAUUACUUAUCAAGGAGGUACUGGACUAAUCUUGCCUAGACUUAAGGUCACCCUGGGGAGAGGCACUACCCCAGGAUGGCAGCAGUGGGGGAUUGAUGAGGACCUGAACAGCAGUUGGGAGGCUUUAGGGGGUGCUGGGAACCCCUAGGAGUACCACAAAGAGUUUGUAGCAGACUGAGGAAACAUGGUUCUUCUGUUAGGCUGGGCUCAGGAAAAGUUUUGGCUGGGGACGCCUGGGAUGGUGCAGGGAGGAAGUCUGAUGCACUCUCUUCAGCUUAUGCACAGCUGGGGGCUGUACCCCAGGUCAGGGUCAGUGUUUCCCUUUCCUUGGGCCUCCAAGUCAGUGAAGCAGCCUGGUGGAAGGGCCAGGGACUCUGCCUCUGGAGUCUUGGAGUUGAUGGCUGGAGGGAGGGCUGCAGUUCUGGCCCAGGGAAUUAAAGGCCAGCAGCUCCAGUGGUAUCAGUCUUUUUAUUGGAUGUGAGGGACAGAAGGCCCAGCCCUCAACUGUAACUCCUGCCUCAGAAGUGGGGGGAGAAUGGAGAUUCUUGAAGCCCCAGGCCAAGUUGGUACCUCUGGCUACAGCUUGCUCUUUGAGACCUGGGGCUUCACUCGGAUCACGCCCUCCUGGGCACAGGAUACAGCCAGGACCCCGUCCCGACGCCACAGCUGCCCACGGACCAGCCCCCGGGAGCCACCUGUGGGCGAGGAGAAGGGUAA
Miniopterus natalensis is the source of this 1767-nucleotide messenger RNA. RefSeq names its product sorting nexin family member 21 (gene SNX21). The record is from RefSeq and is a predicted model, not a curated record. Gene Ontology annotation, molecular function: protein binding; phosphatidylinositol phosphate binding. Gene Ontology annotation, cellular component: early endosome membrane. NCBI's taxonomy places the organism in Eukaryota, Metazoa, Chordata, Mammalia, Chiroptera, Miniopteridae. Gene Ontology annotation, biological process: protein transport.